GGGUGGUAAUGCAUCAAACUCACCAUAAGGUGAACUUUCCCGUUGCGCUUGCGCAACAACAGCCUGGCUAUGGAAAUUAACCGGGCAUGAGUGAGAGGGGGAAGGGAGGUUGUGAGGGCUAUUUCCCACCACGUGUCUUGAGAAACGUCGGAGAGAGAGUGUGCCUAACCCCACCAAUUGAGAGAGAAGUCGCUUGCGGAGGAGUCGUCCUGUUGCCCCCCCUAUCAGUUGCAAUUCGGGUACACAUGAAAUAGUCCCUUCCCCCUCCACUGCCCUGGACUAUACCGCCAGACAUGGAACACUUCUUGUACUUGUACAUUUAGUAGACCAUGUCGAAAAGUGUUGUAUACCAUGUGCCCAGCUCUUCUCUGGUUAUCCAGUGAAAAUAGUAGCUAGCCCCGCUAUCAUCCCCGAUAGCGGGGAGCACAUGCAACACACGCGCUCCCUGGAGAUCCUUCGCGGUGAAAUCAAAGCGUAUAAUCGUGCAUUUCACCCCUCAUCGUUGCGACCUCCGGAAAAAAUUUUUUGUCAAAAAAUGUUUAAAAAUUUUUUUUUUCUAACAUAAGUUCUGUUUCUAAUUAAUUACAAUACAAUAUUUGCAUGAUAAUUUUACGAUUUUAUACUUGUGUUAAUCAAAAAAAUCUAUUGAUAAACUUUAUCACAACGAUAAUAUUGAUAACUAAUCAUAUAAUUUAUUAAAACAAUACAAAUUACAAACAGACGUGUACGGGGUUAUCUGUUAUUGUCGGCGAGUAUAUAUCCCAUAUUAUUAUAGGUACUAGGUAUUCAAUUAAAAACGUUGGAGAUAAGAUAAGCAAGUAUGGAACUCGACUUCGUUCUUUACUCACAUUACACGUUCGUUUUAGUUUAUACCAACAAUAAUAUUAGAUAAUGAAUAGAGUUUGCCCGUUCGAUUCAGCAGUCAGCACUCACAGCAGUAUGACGUUAAGUCAUAAUACCGGAAGUACAUUGAGGUGUUGUUAUUACAAGGUACAUUAAACUAUUUAAUUUGGAUAGUAGAGCUUGUUGUAGUUUUCGUAGAAUCAACAAAAAAAUAUACAUUAUUGUCAUUAAAAUGCGGUUAAGUACACAGAGUAUUCAUGGUGGUACGACCAAACGCAUCACAAAACUACUGAUAGCAAAUCGUGGAGAAAUCGCUUGUCGAAUCAUAAAAACAGCUCGACGUUUACAAAUUGAAACUGUUGCUGUAUACAGUGAUGUCGACAAACAUUCCAUGCACGUUGCUAUGGCUGACCAUGCAGUAUGUGUCGGUCCAGCUCCGAGUGCACACAGUUAUUUGCUCAAAGACCGUAUUAUCAACGCUGCAAUUAAAACAAACAGCCAGGCCAUUCACCCGGGUUAUGGAUUCCUAUCGGAGAACGCUUCUUUUGCCCAGUAUUGUCUCAAUAGCAAUCUAACAUUCAUCGGUCCUCCACCAAAUGCAAUCGAAAGUAUGGGUAUUAAAAGCAAAUCCAAAGAUAUUAUGUCUCAGGCUGGUGUACCCGUCAUUGAAGGCUACCAUGGUAAAGAACAAGAUUCAGAUUUUCUUCAGAGUGAAGCAAAUAAAAUAGGUUACCCAGUUAUGAUUAAGGCAAUCAAAGGCGGAGGGGGUAAAGGCAUGAAAAUAGUAUUAAAAGAAUCAGAGUUUUUUGAAAGUUUAUUGUCAGCUCGGAGAGAGUCUUUGAGUUCGUUUGGUGACGAUUCAGUGUUGAUCGAAAAAUAUAUACAGCAGCCUAGACACGUAGAAGUACAAGUCUUUGCCGAUCAGCACGGCAAUUGUGUUUACUUAUUUGAACGAGAUUGCAGUGUGCAGAGGCGUCAUCAAAAAGUGUUGGAAGAAGCGCCUGCUCCUGGUUUGAGUGAGAGUUUAAGAAAACACCUCGGAGAAACUGCGGUUUGUGCAGCAAAAGCAGUCGGUUAUGAAGGAGCGGGUACGGUGGAAUUUAUAUUUGACAGUGCAACUAAUAUGUUUUAUUUUAUGGAAAUGAACACGAGACUUCAAGUAGAACAUCCCGUUACGGAAAUGAUCACUGGAGUAGAUUUAGUCGAAUGGCAAAUUAAAGUGGCCGAAGGUAACAAAUUACCUUUGAAACAAGAAGAAAUACAAUUAAACGGGCACUCUCUUCAGGCUCGUAUAUAUGCAGAAGAACCGUUCAACAAUUUUUUACCUGCAGCAGGCAACUUGCGAUAUUUGAAUUACCCUUUGACUUCGAAUGAUGUACGUGUAGAAACCGGUGUAAGGCAAGGAGACGAAGUAUCUGUGCAUUAUGACCCUAUGAUCGCAAAAUUAGUCGUUUGGAGUGAAAAUCGUGAAGAUGCAUUUGCCAAACUUAAGAGCAAUUUGUCCGACUUUAAUAUUGGUGGACUAUCGACAAACAUUCAAUUUUUAAUUUCAUUAUGCAAACAUGACGAACUGUUAAAAGGAAAUGUCCACACGGGUUUCAUUGAAGAACAUAAAAGUGUUCUUUUGGCUAAAACUGCUCCAAAAUCUGAAUUAGUUUCACAAGCAAUUAUCGCAUUGAUACUACACGAAGAAAAUGAAAUGAUUACUAAAAACAUAAAAUCAAAGGAUCCUUGUUCACCGUUUGCGACGCUCACUGGUUUCCGAGUAAAUCAUAAUUUUAUUAGAAAUAUCAAACUUUCACACAAUUUAAGUGGAGAAACGUAUGACUGCACUGUCGAAUAUGAUAGUGUUGGUUCAAAUGAACCGACAUUCAAAAUGAACAUCAAAAACAAAAACGCGAAAGAGGUGUCAACAGUUAGUGGUAAUUUGGAUUUGUCGCAACUCAACAAGACACUUUUGACAUGUGUAUUAGAUAAUAUUGUUUAUAAAUGUAAUGUUGCAUUUGUUGACAGCUCGAUACAUAUGUUUAAUAAGGAUGGACUAUAUGAUUUUACUGUAAUUUUGCCAUUUAACGAAAAUUCAAUUGAGGCUAAUGAACAAGAUUUGAGCAAUAGUUCACUUAUUUUAGCUCCGACUCAAGCAACUGUAGAAAGAAUUAACAUAGGAAUAGGUGAUUUAGUACGAGUUGGUGACCCAAUAGUUGUGUUAACAGCUAUGAAAAUGGAACAUGUUAUCAAGGCACAAAUCGAAGCGACCGUUGAGGAGAUAUUACGAAAAAAAGGUGAUAGUGUCAGGAAAGGAGAGCUAUUGGUGAAACUUGCACCCAGAAAUUAAAUAGAUAUAUGUUUUUAUAUUUAUUUGUAAAGUAGCAGUCAAAUGUAUUUUAUUAUUACUAGUAACUGCUGUUGUUUUUGAAAAUAGAUUGUCUUACGUUUCACGACUUAUAAAUGUUUCAAAAUACUACCGCCCAUUUUAAUUCAUAUUCUUCUUAGGUCAUAGGUAUAAAUUUAUAAAAAUCUUCAUUAAAUAUAAUAAAAGGCUUUA
Adelges cooleyi (spruce gall adelgid) is the source of this 3388-nucleotide messenger RNA. RefSeq names its product methylcrotonoyl-CoA carboxylase subunit alpha, mitochondrial (gene Mccc1). The record is from RefSeq and is a predicted model, not a curated record. The coding region runs from base 1076 to 3178 and encodes 700 amino acids. The transcript has 12 exons. Lineage: Eukaryota; Metazoa; Arthropoda; Insecta; Hemiptera; Adelgidae. Gene Ontology annotation, cellular component: mitochondrion. Gene Ontology annotation, molecular function: metal ion binding; methylcrotonoyl-CoA carboxylase activity; ATP binding.